This is a messenger RNA of Maylandia zebra (zebra mbuna), 8182 nucleotides long. Its product is annotated as NT-3 growth factor receptor. NCBI's taxonomy places the organism in Eukaryota, Metazoa, Chordata, Actinopteri, Cichliformes, Cichlidae. Gene Ontology annotation, molecular function: transmembrane receptor protein tyrosine kinase activity; neurotrophin binding; ATP binding. Gene Ontology annotation, cellular component: axon; signaling receptor complex; plasma membrane. The record is from RefSeq and is a predicted model, not a curated record. Gene Ontology annotation, biological process: protein phosphorylation; positive regulation of neuron projection development; positive regulation of kinase activity.
CUCUCUCUCUCACUCGACCCCUGGUGGAAGAAACGCCACGGGGAGCGAGAGAGAAAGAGAGAGAGUGUGUGGGAGAGACUGAGAGAUGGACAGAUGACUCAAAAAGGAGAUGAAAAUGAGAGAAAUGCUCACUGCGACCGUACACAUCAAACAGCGGGAGAAUAUUCUGGAUUUUUCUUAUUUUGUCCUCUUUGUUCCAUCCAAACGUUGUUGGUGUGACGAGCAGGGAGGGGGGCGUGACUGGCAUCAUUAAAACCUCUGAUACCCCCACAAGCACGCGCACACUCAGACACGCGUGAACACACGGAGGGAGAUGUUUACAGCUUUGACCGUUUGGACUCCACUGAGCGGAAUAAGGCGAGCGCAGCGUUCACACGGCUUCAGACUCUGACGGACUGAGUCAUUUUCAUUUUUAGUCAUUUUCAUUCUCGUUCAGCUUCAAAGUUGGAAUCUGGGACUGAAUCGUGACAGCAUGGAUUUGUUCGGCGCGCGUCGCCUUCUCGGGAUCCGGUGCUGCUGGAAGGUUUCCGUUCUGCUCAGCGUUUUCUUUCACAGCUGCCCGAGCUCCUUGUUGGACUGUCCCCCCACCUGCACCUGCUCUCCCACUGAAAUCUUCUGCAGUAAGUCCGACAACAGCCAGUUCUUCCCGCUGCUGUCCUUCCAGGGGACCGGGAAUGCUGGGAAUAAUACCGGGAGCAUCGAGGAUCUUUUCCAGAACAUCACCUCCAUACACAUCGAGAAUUGGACUGGUCUGCAGACCUUGAGGGAUUUCGAUAUGGAGCUCUACACCGGCUUACAGAGGCUAACCAUUAUGAGGAGCAACCUACAUACGAUCCAGGCUCGCGUUUUCUCCAAGAACCCACACCUGCGCUACAUAAACCUGUCCAAGAACCCCAUGUUGACCACGUUGUCCUGGCAGAUCUUUGAACAUCUGCCGCUUUUGGAGCUGCAUUUGGAGGAUGUGGUGUUCACCUGUGGCUGUGAGAUUCGCUGGCUGCAGCUAUGGCAACAGAGAGGAGAGGCAGGUCUUAGCAGCCAGCAGUUAUACUGUGCUGACAGCUACAGGAGAAUAUUGCUUCAAGAUAUGAACAUCAGCAGUUGUGACCUACCAGAUAUCAGCGUCAGCCACAGCAACCUCACAGUUGUCGAAGGUGAUCAAGUAACGGCAAUCUGUAAUGGCUCUGGUUCACCAUUACCUGAAGUGGAUUGGCCUGUCACUGGCUUGCACUCCAUCAAUGCACAAGAGGCUAGAGUCUACGACAAUACUAUUCACUCCAUCAACAUAACCUUGGUCAAUGUAAGCAGAGAUGACAACAACUUCCUAUUAGUAUGCACUGCCACCAACAUAGUGGGCAUGACCAACGCUUCAGUUCAGCUAACUGUUCACUUUCCUCCCACCAUUAUUAGGCUGAAGGAGCCAGAACGCCGCCAUGACACAUGCAUUGAGUUUACCGUUCGUGGUUCACCCCACCCAGUCUUACGAUGGUUCUAUCAAGAUAAGGAAAUUUCCCACACUGAGUAUGUGCGGCCUGACAUGGAUAUUUACCUGGACUACAUAGAGGGAUGCCUAACCUUUAAAAACCCAACACACCACAAUAAUGGCAAUUAUACUCUGGAGGCCAGAAACUACCUGGGCAUAGCCACCAGUACUGUGUAUGGGCACUUCCUGGAAAAGCCUUUUGAUGAUUACGAUUAUGGACCCACAGAAAAAGUAAUUCCAACUGCAGAGACUCACAUACCGGAGGAAGAUACUUUUGGGGUAUCCAUAGCAGUGGGCCUGGCAGGGUUUGCCCUAAGUUUAAUGCUGGUGGUUCUCUUUCUUCUCAUCAACAAGUAUGGUGGACGAUCCAAGUUUGGCAUGAAAGGUCCGGUGGCAGUGAUAAGUGGUGAGGAAGACUCUGCCAGUCCCCUUCAUCAUGUUAACCAUGGGAUCAUUAGCCCCUGUACACUGGAUGCUGGACCAGCUGCAGUGGUGAUUGGAAUGACUAGAAUUCCUGUUAUAGAGAACCCACAGUACUUCAGACAUGGCCACAACUGCAACAAACCUACCACCUAUGUUCAGCAUAUUAAGCGACGGGACAUAAUUCUGAAAAGAGAGCUUGGUGAGGGAGCCUUCGGUAAGGUGUUCCUGGCCGAGUGUUACAACCUGAGUCCCACUAAGGACAAGAUGCUGGUGGCUGUAAAGACGCUGAAGGAUCCCACACUUGCAGCCAGAAAGGAUUUCCAGCGUGAGGCUGAGCUCCUCACUAACCUUCAACACGAGCAUAUAGUGAAGUUCUACGGAGUGUGUGUGGAUGGAGACCCUCUCAUCAUGGUCUUUGAGUACAUGAAGCACGGAGAUCUCAAUAAGUUUCUCAGAGCCCAUGGGCCAGAUGCCAUGAUCCUAGUGGAUGGACAGCCUUUGCAGACGAGUGGUGAACUCGGUCUGUCCCAGAUGCUUCAUAUAGCCAGCCAAAUUGCAGCUGGGAUGAUCUACUUGGCAUCUCAACACUUUGUGCAUCGUGAUCUGGCAACCAGGAACUGCUUGGUGGGGAAUGGUCUUCUGGUCAAAAUAGGAGAUUUUGGCAUGUCCAGAGACAUUUACAGCACAGAUUAUUACAGGGUGGGAGGUCACACCAUGCUGCCUAUCCGCUGGAUGCCCCCAGAGAGCAUCAUGUACAGAAAAUUCACCACAGAAAGUGAUGUGUGGAGCUUUGGCGUUAUUCUGUGGGAGAUCUUCACUUAUGGAAAACAGCCAUGGUUCCAGCUCGCCAAUAAUGAGGUAAUCGAGUGUAUUACUCAAGGCAGAGUACUGGAGCGCCCAAGACUCUGUCCUAAGGAAAUCUACGAUAUUAUGCUUGGCUGCUGGCAGAGGGAACCGCAACAACGUCUCAACAUUAAGGACAUCCAGAAGAUGCUGUUUACUUUGAUGAAAGCCACACCAGUCUAUCUGGACAUACUGGGAUAAUAAUAGCCCCAAGGAGACACUAAUGGAAUAUAUUCAAAGCACUGAAUUGCCCCCGAACAGAAGUGAUCUGUCUGCAUACUCUGUGGAUUGGGGGCUGAAAAUACCCUGUUUUCAUCUGCCAGAUAUUUGAGGACUGCAACUAACACAUUGUAUAUUAUGUUUAUUUAACUGGACCAAAAUGAUCUGAAUUGCAUCAGUACCUAAUAAUCUGGAACCUGCAAAUUCUAUACCCAUUUUGUUUUUUCAAAUGGAAUUGUAACUAAAAAGACUUAAGUAUACAGUAUAUAUUGCAACGAUGUGGAGUGAUUAUGCUGAUUGUUCUGAUGUGGUAUAGUUAAGGUGUCACAUCAUAAUAAUGUGGGUUUCACCCUGUUUUGAUCAUAGCAGCACUAGUUCUAAUCAACUGUUAAUAAACCCUGACCUGGACUGGUAGUUUACUGGUAGUAAUCCUGCCCAGGAUUACAUUGAUCUCAGUUGGUUUCACAAACCUUAAGUAACCUUCUAGUCUUCCUUUGGCUUAUCUUCGCCAGGUCUUCAUUUGUGAAAUGUGAAAAGUCAGAAGGAUUAAUUUAUUCUCUUUUUAAUUAUUUAAAUUUUUAUCUGUGCCCAAGCUGGUCAAUUUCCCAAAAUCUUUCUCAUACCUUGGGUUGCAAUGGUAGCCAUCUUUAAUCUAAAGUAAUGAUGGUGACUAUAAAGUUUCAAAGUACUAGCAUUUCUGUUUUCUGUUUUUAACUUUUGGCUACCCCAGAAACCAAUGGCAGAGCCAAAAUAUUUUCAGGGGUGGCCAGGCUGAAAGGCUGAGGUUGAGCACAGAAAAUUCACUUUCUUUUUAGAGCCCUUUCCAUCCCCCCUUUUUCAGAGAAACAGUAUUCACUAGAUGUAAUUCAGUUUCGUGGAUCAGCACAUGGAUCCCUAAAACGUUUUGCUGUUGGUUGUUUAUGUUACACUGUGGCCACAAUUUGGCUCUGCCUCUGCCUGAAACCACCAACAGUCUUGUGACUUGUGACACAGUUGUUCUGACGCAGGUAUUUGGGGAAUAGACCACAGUUAUUGAGCAUUUACAAAGACCAGAUAGUUGUAUCUUAAUGUCAAGGAAAUGUGUAGUUUGUGUGACCAUGUGCAGAUUAUAUUUCUUGACUUUUCUUUCUGUUCAUGUAUAAAUUAAGGAAGGAGGUGAAAAAAUAGAACAAUGCACAUAAAUCAAAUAUUUCAUGUACAGCAGCUGCUACACAUGACUGCUGUUCUUAAGUGCUAGUUCAGUGGCAGCUUGCAACACAGUUUUUAUCUGAAACAUCAUUGUUACAACACUUUUAAGUCCUGAGCUCAUGAUAGCUCACUGAGCUGCUUAGCUUUACAAGACCCUGACCAUACCUUCCAAUCCUGAGCCUGGAAGCAUGGCCUGAGUGACUGUCUGCCACUAUAGAAAUGGACCUAAGUGCCUCCUACUUCUUUCUGAACACUAGGAACCAGGAAAGUAGUCUUUCAAAAUAAUAGCACUUUUACAUUUUGUUUACCUGCCUAAUGGCCACUAGCUGUAAACUCUUGUUUUUCUUAUUACCUAGUUUCAUAAGUAUCUACUGUAUUUAAAAAAAAUUAAAUUUAAAGCAAAAAAAAAAAAAAAUUAAAAGCCAAACUACCCAACGUGAAAUUGAAAUUACAUUACAUAUACACUAACCAGUCAAUUUAUUAGGUAUACCUGUUAAACUGGUCAUUAGCAUAAGUAUUAAAUCAGCCAAUCGCAUGACAGCAACCCAGUAUAUUUAGACAUAUUUAGACAUUGUUGUUGACCAUAACUAUGAUCACAGUAUACCCAUCUUUUGGGGUGUGGUGAGACCACAGCUUCACGUUGUGGAUGUAGAACCAAAAAAACUGUACUAACUGUGUCAGCAUGGAUCAGAAUCUCUGAGAAAUGUUUGGGGUACCUUGUUGAUUUUAUGGCGCAAAGAAUUAUGGCAGUUUUGAAAUUAGAAACUGGCCCAACUCACUAUUAGCAAGGUGUGCUACUAGACCGUUUACAAAUAACCUUUUGCCAUUUUCCAAAGCUAAAAAAAAUGAAUGAACUGAUAUAUGUGUGAACUGAAAGGAUAAUACUUGAGACACUAGGAUGUAUAUACUGUAAAUCUGUCUGUCUUAAGAUAUUUAUUUUGUUUUCCUAUGUUGGAUUAUUUUCUUGUUUCUCAAUAUGUUAUUAUAUGAUUAAUUUAAAUCUAAUAGAUCUUUUGAUUUGCUUUCCAGUUGUAAUUUACUGUCACGAGUUGCAUUUAUCUCAUUAGAGACUGGCUAAAAAAAAUCUAGAUUUAAGAAAUGUCAAUUUGUUUUGUGUCAUUUUAUACUAUGCAUCCAUCGAUUCAUCCAUAUUCUUCCUCUUAUCCAAUUCAGGGUUGUGAGGCAUUUCAUAUAAUUGAAAUAAAUUAAUAAAAAAUAAUAAGUCAGGAAAACCGAUUAAAACUACAAAGUUACAAAUGCUAAAAAGUCAAUGUUUUAUUGCCCUCUUCAAGAACUGUUCAAGGAUCAAAUGCAUUCUUUAAUUUAAAAGAAAUAGUUUGUCAUUCAUCGACCACAGUCAAAAAAUGACAACACUUUCAUCAGUGUGUCUAAUGAUGUGUCGUGCACCUAGUCUCUACACUGUAUUUGAGAUUUUAACUGUUUUGUCCAUACUGGCCUAAAGAAUUUAAAAUCUAGUCUCACAAGGAAUUCAGUGCAUAAAGUUGUUAACUUCAUAUGCUCUUGGGUCAAUGAGUGAGUACUGGGUUUAGCAUUGCCUUACUGACUCUAUACCUCAGUUUUCAGCGAGCAUCAUGAGAUGCAGGAAUCGGUAUUUUUCUUUAUGUUACUUGAAUCAACAAAGGGCAGCAGCAUGCUGUCCAUUAGCUUGAUACAUGAAACCCCUCCUAAGCCAUUAGAAGAGUCAUCUGAAGAGCAAAAUGAAAAGCCUUUAAUUAAUUAUUUAUUGAUAUUUGAAUGUAUCAUCAGUCUACAGUGAAAGACAGACUUCAUUUAUUCCGUCCCUUAUUGUUAAAUGAGACAGAUUUACAAUACUGUGAGUCACUGUCAUCCUAUUCUGUGCGUGAUGUUUGAGUGUCACGUAGUUGGUGUUGGUUUUUAUAAGAUUUUGUUUCCCAAAAGUGUAUUUAUUCUAAAACAGUUCAUCUAAAAUAACUGAACAUAUACCUGGGAUUUGCAUUGAUAUAUAGGUAUAUUGUAUAAACAUUAAGCAGGUGCAUCACCUGCAUUGCCUGGGUAGUAUGAAGAAAUCUCAUUCUGUAUCUUUUCUAAAUUUAGAUUAGAGCUGUGUAAUUAAAGAUAUGUGCAUUUCUAAACUGCAAUCCUAAUGCUAGGAUAAAACAUGAUCAAAGUUAUCUUACAGUAGACUUGCUUACCAAGUAUCAUCCAUAAUGUGAACUCUUGUUUCUAAGCUAUUCAUUUCAUUUGAGCAAAUUGAUUAUAUUUGCAUUAGUGUCAGUGCUUUAAAUUGUGUCUUUCUCUCACUAUGAGUGUUUGCUUACUCCAAGUCCUCCAGGAAGUCAGUAUUACUUAGUGAAUUACAGAAUUAAAUUUUGUUUCAUUUGUUUUCUACACACAAAAGAAAAUCCAGAUUUUAGAGAAAUUUCAACACAUUUCUAGAAAAAGUCGGUUGCACAGAACUCUAAACAUAAAAUCAAAGAAGUUAACUCUUUCAACAUGAAACACAGCACCCUCAAAACUGAUUCUUUCCAACUAAACAACACAAACAGCUAUUAUACGAUUAAGAGAGAAUAAAAAACACUGAUUGGAUCAAUUCAAAACCUACCAUCAGAGGUGUUUGACUAUGUCUUGGCUUGGCUUGGCCAUGGUACAUACUUUUUUUUGUUUUGGAAAAGUAUACAUGUUUAUUUUUAUUUUGUCCUUAGAUACCAUUUACAGUUAUCUAGUGCAUUAUAACCUUUGUAAUGGAAAUAAAUGAGAAACAAAACAAAGCAAAUCAGUGCACAGAUUUUUAGAAAAAACGUAACAAACAAAACAUUUAUUUGUUACCACAAUACAAAGUUUUCAGAUGAACUGACAAAAAUAAAAGAAUGCCUUCUUCCUCCUAGGCUUUUUUCUUACCUUUCCUCUUCCUUUGUGUUUUGGUUGCUUCAUCUUCUCCGUAUCACUUGAAGCUGAUGCUAUCCUCUGAUACAGGAUCGUUCUUCCGGUUGAGUGGUUCAAAGGAGGAGCAUGAGCGAGAUGAAUUAAUAGUCAGAGUGUACUUUGAGGCCAUGUUUCUAGAACAAAAUGUGUUUGUGUUCAGAGAUUUGCAAAACUGUGAUUUAGAUUUGAGUGAGAGCAGUGGAACUCUUCCUAGCAGCUUGGAGUUAUGAUGAUGAUACAAAAACUUUAUAUUUUUACAAUUUUGUACAUAGUUCCACUUUUUGUUUGUAAGAAAUGGGCAAAAGAUCAUUCAUCUCAAUUUUAUUUUUAUGCUCAAGCCAAAAUUAGGGACCCAACAAGCCAUGUUAGAAGAAACUGAAGAACAGAACCAUAUUCAAUUCAGUUCAGUUCAAUUUUAUUUAUAUAGCUCCAAAUCAGAACAACACUCAUCUCAGGGUGCUUCAUACUGUAAGGUAAAGACCCUACAAUAAUAUGGAGAAAACCUUUACAAUCAAACAACAUCCUUGGUAACACUGGGAAGAAAAAACUAUCUUUUAACAGGAAGAAACCUCCAGCAGAACCAGGCUCAGGGAGGGGCAGCUAUGAGUGGUUAACCUUAUCCUGUUUUCUCAAGAGACUUUCCUAAAUGCUGCAAGCAUGCUAUUUUGAUACAUGCAAGCUUCCUGGAGGACACAAUUGGCUAGCAAAAUACAUCAAAUUGUAUUACAAAACAGAAAUCACCAGAUAAAUGUUUCCUGUAUGAUCAAGCCUUAAGCUUUCACAGACUGACAAUCUUGGUUGUUUCUAAUGAUAUUUGGGUUAAAUGAAAUCUUUCUCUCUGUUUGCUCUUUGUAUUCUUCUUUUUCGUCUAUUUUGUUCUCAUUUAUUCUCUUCCCCUUUCCCACUGUCACUUCACCAUACAAAGUUUCUAAGCUGAAUAUGUAAGAAACAUCAUUACUCUAUUAAGAAUCCAUGUCUUUUCUAAUUGUUGUAUAUCCAUCUCAACACAUAUGUAUGUGAAUCAUUUGACUUAUAAAACUUGUAUAACAUCUUUCUGAAAAGCUUAGACGUGGUGAUUUUUUAAGGUGGCUCUGUGUAUCAUUCUGACUCUCAAUUCUCAUUAAA